CAGAAUAAAUCGCAAUGUCGACUGCUAAAAUUCGCGUUUUAGAUUCCGAUAAAGCGGUUUCGUUGGAGUUGUGUAGCUUUGUUAUCAACAAAGCAAACGAUGCCAUCAAACGAAAUGGAGCAUUUUUUGUUGGUGUAUCGGGUGGGAGUGUUGCGAAGUUCCUUUGCCAGGGAUUGCCAUCUCUCAAGACUGACUGGAGUAAAUGGCACAUCUUCUUCUGUGAUGAACGCCAUGUGCCAUUCACAGAUUCUGAGUGCACGUACUCGUACUACAAACAAAAUCUCAUGAGCAAAGUGGCUUUACCAGAGGAGAACAUAUUUCCCAUCAAUCCUGAUAUUUCAGUUGAGGAUGCAGCUACAGAGUACAGUAAGAAGAUAACAUCACUGAUGGGCAGUGCUCCGAGAUUUGACGUCUUGUUACUAGGGAUGGGGCCAGAUGGACACACAUGCUCCUUAUUUCCAGGACACAAGCUGGUACAGGAAAAGGAGAAGAUUGUGGCUGCCAUAACAGAUUCACCAAAGCCACCCCCAUGUCGUGUCACUCUAACCUUUCCAACGAUAAACAAUUCUGCCUGUGCCGUGUUUGCAUCAUGUGGGGCUGGGAAAGCAGAUAUUGUUAAGAAGGUCUUGGAGCCGGAAGGUGGGGAGCCACUUCCUGCAGCAAUGGUGCAGCCCUCUAGCGGUGAACUAGUCUGGUUCCUGGACAGGGCAGCAGCCAGCCUCCUAGUCAAACAAUCCUAGCCUGUUGUCUCAUUCUUUGAUCCGCAUACUGGACACUGGAAGACUUUUUAAAAAACUGGACUCACUGUCUUUACUUACUCGUGUCUACAUCUAACACUUGACAUAGGCUUUGACAUUCAGUCUCAGUCAACAUGGAUCUUACUGCAACGAAACACUGGAUGUCUUCAUUAGUAGAUCUAACUAAAGCCAAUAAUAUGUUAGCCUGUGCCCAGAUGACCUUUCAUUCAACAAAUCAAAGCGCCAUUAGCAUGACUAAACAAACCAGAACACAUUUAGAAGACUUUACAAUAAAAAGGUCCCAAGGUCAGAGGGUACAAUAUAUCACACAACUCUAAAAAUCACGUGAACCAUCAAACUGUUAGUUUAUAAAAUAAAAGUUUGCUGGCAAGUCUAAACAUAGAUUUGAAGACGAUGAUUAACACAAUUAAUAGUUGAAUAGAAAAAUACCAUCUCAUUGAGAAAUGAGUUAUUUUAAAAUACACACGGAAUGUCGGUGUGGUACAGAACCGCUGUAAAAAUUUAUUAGGUAACACCGUUUACUCGGAUAUAAUUAGCUAAUUUAAUGAUGAGUUAAAAAUCAUGUGAACCAAAUUCCAGUUAUCUAAAAUUUUGAAAUAUUGUCCUCUGAGGUCACAGAAUGGCAUUGGCUUGUGUUGGAUCUACAAAUGGUGGAGUGUCAACUCAUUUAAGUGACAAAUAAGUGCUAUACAAUAUGACAUCACUGAAACAUCCAGAUACAAAUUAGUUGGUUUUGUUUAAUAACAGCACUAGAGCACAUCAAUUUAUUAAUCAUUCGGAUAUCAAAAUAUUUUAUUAUUCCGACACAAUCUUAGAGGAAACCCGCUACAUUUUCCCAUUAACAGCACU
Messenger RNA from Gigantopelta aegis, 1607 nucleotides. RefSeq names its product 6-phosphogluconolactonase-like. Gene Ontology annotation, molecular function: 6-phosphogluconolactonase activity. Bases 15 to 740 code for a protein of 241 amino acids. The record is from RefSeq and is a predicted model, not a curated record. NCBI's taxonomy places the organism in Eukaryota, Metazoa, Mollusca, Gastropoda, Neomphalida, Peltospiridae. The transcript is spliced from 5 exons. Gene Ontology annotation, biological process: pentose-phosphate shunt; carbohydrate metabolic process.